AUGCAGUUUACUGGAAGCAGCAGACGGAAGUUGUUGAAGGUGGGGGCUGAUAGACAGGAUCAAUACCCUCUUAGCCUUCAGUUCUACCUGCAGCCUCCCACUGAAAAUAUAUCUCUAAUAGAAUUUGAAAGUUUUGCUGUUGACAGACUCAAAUUACUCAAAGUAGUAGAGAACUUGGGUGUGAGUUAUGUGAAAGGUUCAGAGGAAUAUAAUAGAAAGCUGGCAUCCGAAAUUCGGGCUCAUAAAUUUCCGUACAAGGCUUUGGCUGAAGAAGAUUAUGAUUCAAGAAGAAAAGAUCACAUUUCUCAUUUCAUAUUGCGCCUUGCCUACUGCCAAUCGGAGGAGCUUAGGCGGUGGUUUAUCCAGCAAGAAAUGGACCUCUUUCGCUACAGAUUCACUCAGCUAAGUGGCCACUUGACUGAAAAGUUCCUUGAAAAUGUCAGCUUGUCAUAUGAUGUUAUUCCAAAAUCCGAAAAGGUGAACAUUGGAGAGAAGCUGCGAAACUCAACUGCUGGUUUGGGUGGUGUUAAAAUAGAAGAGUUUGUCUUUUACAAGGUUCCUUUCUGUGAUGCUGUGGAUUUAGUCCGUGUGAGAAAAGUUUACCUUCAUGGCGGCUAUGCCUAUGUACCUCAGCAAGAUUUUGUUACCAUUGUUCUGAACAAUUACAGAACCAAACUGUCAAAAGCCCUGGCACUCACAGCACGGUCAUUGCCCAUUGUACAAACAGAUGAGAGACUCCAGCCUCUGCUCAGUCAUCUCAGUCAUGCAUAUGUUGGUCCAGAUUACAGCAUUGAAAGAAACAUUGGGAAAAUUUCAUUAGAACAGAUUGAUACUCUUUCUGUUAAAUCAUUUCCUCCCUGCAUGCGCCAACUGCACAAAGCUCUGCGUGAUAACCAUCAUCUCCGUCAUGGAGGCCGUAUGCAAUAUGGUUUGUUCCUAAAAGGCAUCGGUUUAACACUAGAACAAGCUCUACAGUUCUGGAAAUCUGAAUUCAUCAGAGGAAAAGUGGAUGCAGACAAGUUUGACAAAGGAUAUGCUUACAGCAUCCGACAUUCCUAUGGAAAAGAAGGCAAGAGAACUGACUAUACGCCAUUCAGCUGCAUGAAAAUUAUAAUGUCCAACCCACCAGGCCAAGGGGAUUAUCAUGGGUGCCCAUUCCGUCACAGUGAUCCUGAGCUGCUGAAGCAGAAGCUGCAGUCAUAUAAAAUCCCUCCCUCUGGGAUUACUCAGAUUUUGGAACUGGUGAAGGGCAUGCACUAUCAGUUGGCCUGUCAGAAAUACUUUGAGCUGACCCAUGACGUCAAUGAUACUGGGUUUUCUUUGAACCACCCAAAUCAGUAUUUUGCAGAGAGUCAGCAGCUACUCGGUGGCAUCAAGGAUAUCAAGAAAGAACAAAGGCAGCCUGAAAGCUCCCACCCAAAGCACAGCAGCCACACAAGUAUAAAUACAACCUCCACUACUUCUUCUGUAAAUACAACAGAGGAAAUGGAACUGGAGGGACUUGAUGACUACUUUGCUGAAGAUUAAGAAGCAUCUGUUUCCAUUUUGCAAUAUACUUUUUACCAUCUCUAUAUUUUGAAGUAGCUCUUUUGAGGGUCAGGAGCUGGCAUCAUGGUGUACAUAGGCCUCUUGAAUGCUGCCUUAAACA
This is a messenger RNA of Lacerta agilis (Sand lizard), 1648 nucleotides long. RefSeq names its product DNA primase subunit 2 (gene PRIM2). Lineage: Eukaryota; Metazoa; Chordata; Lepidosauria; Squamata; Lacertidae. The coding region runs from base 1 to 1527 and encodes 508 amino acids. Gene Ontology annotation, cellular component: alpha DNA polymerase:primase complex. The transcript has 13 exons. Gene Ontology annotation, biological process: DNA replication, synthesis of primer. The record is from RefSeq and is a predicted model, not a curated record.